AAGCAGAAAGAGAUAGGAACAAGACUAGAAAAGAGAGAAGAGCUUCAAAGCGAGAGAGACCUUCCUGAGUCGACUCGGAACGAGUUGGCUUUUUUUCUUUUCUUUUCUUAAUCUCAUCUACUGUAUUCGUUUUCGAGCUCCUUUCUUUCUCUCGGUUGGCUGUUCAUCUAAGCUCUUUAUCCCCGAUACCGGUUUCUCCCUCCCUACCUCGCCGUCGCGUCAUUUUCGUCUGAUUGUUGUUAUAUGGACUUUAAGCUCGUCUCGUUUAGUUCGGAGGAUUUGGCUUGGUUGAUCUGUCUUUGAUUUAAGCAAGAAAUAAGAAAGGGAACUUUCAGCAUAGAGGCUGUCUUGGUCUCCACAAUUCAUGUCACGUAAGCUGCUCGACAAUAGUCCUGUUCAGACACAAAUGGCUGUUUCGCUUCUUAAGAGCCCCUUGACCGGGGAGUUCCACGGGUUAAACAAGAUUGGGAUGAAGACUCCCGUGGGUCGUAGGCGCGUUUUUGUUCAGACAGAGACUGGUUGUGUACUGGGGAUGGAGCUGGAUCGCAGCGAUAACGCGCACACCGUGAAGAGGAAGCUGCAGGUCGCUCUUAACUUCCCCACAGAGGAAAGCUCUUUGACCUUUGGUGAUCUGGUGCUUAACAACGAUCUUACAUCAGUCAGGAACGAUUCUCCUCUGCUGCUAACUCGGAACAACUUCCAUCGGAGUUCAUCAACUCCAUGUCUUUCUCCGAUGAGAGCUGACCUUCAGCAGCAUCAUAGAGACGAGACCAGUUCUAUUGAGAUACUUGGGAACUCGGUCUGUUCAUCCUUUGUGAGGCAGAUGGCUAAGGAUAUCACAAAAGCGUUGAAGAGGGGUAUUGAUCCUGUUGCUGUCAAUAGUGGACUCGGAGGAGUUUACUUUUUCAAGAACUCUCGUGGUGAGAGCGUUGCGAUUGUGAAACCAACUGAUGAGGAGCCUUUUGCUCCUAAUAAUCCGAAAGGUUUUGUCGGUAAGGCGCUUGGACAGCCCGGGUUGAAACGCUCUGUGCGGGUUGGAGAGACGGGUUACAGAGAAGUCGCUGCUUAUCUACUCGACAAGGAUGGUUUUGCGAAUGUUCCUCCCACUGCGCUUGUGAAGAUCUCUCACUCUAUAUUUAAUGUUAAUAGUGGAGUGAAGGGGAGUAAGCGUAUGGAGAAGGUGCUGGUGAGUAAGAUUGCUUCUUUGCAGCGGUUUGUAUCUCAUGAUUACGAUGCUAGCGAGCACGGGACGUCCAGCUUCCCUGUUUCGGCUGUGCACCGUAUAGGGAUUCUUGAUGUUAGGAUCUUGAAUACGGACAGACACUCGGGGAAUCUUCUGGUUAGGAAGCUGGAUGGUGUGGGGAUGUUUGGUCAGGUGGAGCUGAUUCCGAUUGAUCACGGUCUUUGCUUGCCGGAGACUCUUGAAGAUCCUUACUUUGAGUGGAUUCAUUGGCCGCAAGCUUCGAUUCCGUUCUCAGAAGAGGAGAUGAAGUACAUAGCAAGUCUUGAUCCUUUUGAAGACUGUGAGAUGCUGCGGAGGGAGCUUCCAAUGGUACGGGAGGCUAGUCUACGUGUUUUGGUUCUGUGCACGGUUUUACUGAAGGAAGCUGCUGCGUAUGGUCUGUGUUUGGCUGAGAUUGGUGAGAUGAUGACUAGAGAGGUACGUGCUGGAGACGAGGAGCCUAGUGAGAUUGAAGUGGUGUGUCUUGAGGCUAGGAGUUUGAUGGGAGAGAAGGAAGUUGAGUCUCCAAGAUCAGACUUGGGCGGUGAUGUUGAGUUCCAGUUUGAUUUAGAUUGUGAGGAAGCAUCCCCACUUGGAUUCACUCGUAGUCAUCUGUCUAAGGUGGAAGAAACAACAGAAGAGGAAGAUGAAGAAGAAGAAGAAGAAGAAGAGAAGGAAGUGAAUGAGGUAGCUAAACCAGAGAAGAUGCCGGCUAUCAGCAAGCUUUCAAUGUCUUUGAAAAGCACACUUCUUGGUGAAAAGAGCCAGAAGUAUCAGAAACACCCAGGAGCGAGAGCAGAGAGCGCGUAUGCGUCGUCUGGACAGAGGAGUGCAGAAGAACAGAUCCCAGCGAGCACAAGCUUUGUGAAGCUCUCGGAUAUGAGUGAAGAGGAGUGGAAGAUAUUCCUGGAGAAGUAUCAAGAGCUGCUUUAUCCGGCGUUUGCAAAGCGCAAGGCUAUAACUUUAGGACAGAAUCUGAGGCAGAGGCUGGGAACUUCGUGUCAGUUUUGAGAUGUCUGAGACUGUGGAAGAAUAAUAAUAAAGGAUCGUCUUGCAGACAGAACUUCUGGUGGAGAAAGAUGGUCAAGAAGAGAUAAGUGGUGGUAUGGAUUUUAGUGUAAAUAUUGGUUGAUGUCAGCUUUUAGUGUGGAGAGGCUCUGAGUGAUGAAGAGAGAGUUUAGUCGGUCACGUGUCUUUUGUUCAUUCUUUUUAAGAUUUCUUAAAAACCCUCAGGAUCUCGUUUUUUUUUUUUUUUUUUUCUCUCAGGAUCUCGUUGUUGGUU
Raphanus sativus (radish) is the source of this 2504-nucleotide messenger RNA. Its product is annotated as phosphatidylinositol 4-kinase gamma 5. The transcript has 2 exons. The coding region runs from base 365 to 2233 and encodes 622 amino acids. The record is from RefSeq and is a predicted model, not a curated record. Lineage: Eukaryota; Viridiplantae; Streptophyta; Magnoliopsida; Brassicales; Brassicaceae.